CCCGGAAGUGCCAUCAAAGUGCUUCAGCGUUACUUGUACAGCACUUUUCAGGAUGGCCACCGCGCCGCAGUCUUCACUUCAUAUGAGAUCGACUGAUAUCAUCAAAAAAGAGGUCCUGGACUACGGAGGGUUUGGAGAAGUGUACCUUUGCUAUCAUGCAACCCUCGGCCAGGUGGUGUUGAAGACCAUGUACACAGGCCAUAUUCGCAACGAGGAGAAUAAAAGGUCACUGCUGGAGGAGGGCAACAUCAUGGCAAGCCUGAACCAUGAGCGGGUGGUCAAGUUGCUGGGUGUGAUCAUGGAAGACAGAGACUGCUCGUUGGUUAUUGAACUCCUCCCCAGAGGCAACCUGUCUGUCAUGCUGGAGACGGUUUCUGUGCCAGUAUCCAUCAAAGGCAGAAUCAUCUUGGAGAUUUUGGAAGGGAUGUUGUACCUCACAGAGAGAAAUGUCAUACACAAGGACAUCAAGCCAGAAAAUAUUUUAGUGGACAAGGAUUUUCACAUCAAGAUAGCAGACCUUGGCCUGGCCACCUGCCAGACAUGGAGCAAGCUCACAAAGGAGGAGUCUCGCAGGAGGAGUCGUAUGGGACGAUCAGCCGGGAUGAGAGGCGCUGGCACAUUAAGCUACAUGGCCCCUGAGCACCUGGAGAGUAUUCAUACAGUCUCCACUGAGAAGUCUGACGUCUACAGCUUUGCAAUUGUGGUUUGGGUCGUCCUCACAGGGGAAGAGCCAUAUGCAAAUGCAAGGAGUGAAGAGCAAAUCAGCCAGUGUGUCCGAAACGGUGACCGACCUGCAGAGAACCUUAUUCCAGACGACACGCCCACAGAGAUAAUUCAGCUUAUGAAGAGGUGCUGGGAUCGAAACCCACUGCAACGGCCGACAUUUAAAGAGGGCUAUGACUUCUUCCUCCCUUUCUACCGGGAAAAGCUUGAACCACGUGUAGAAGAAGAUCUAUUUGAGCUGAGGAAAUUAUAUGAAGGACCAGAAGAACUUGUGGAGAAGAUGAAAUCUCUAUCGAUGACCCAGGAAUGUUUUUCAGCAGACUGCCCUGCUCCUUUGGUGAGUUCAGACAGAAGUGUACCUGUGCCAGUUGAAGCCAGUAUUGAAGACCUGCAUGACAUCCAGUAUGAUUCAGAGAGAGACGCUAUUCAGACCGAUGCAAGAGCAGUCAGCAGCCCCUCAGCUUUGGAGGAGAAACUGGGUCGGGAGCUUCAAUACCACAAACAUGGUAGCUAUAACUGUGAGAACCAGCCUGACGCUGCCAACGGUUACCAUGGCAGCAACUCAAAUCCAUUCCUGCAAAACCACCUUGGCACUUCAGAUCACGCUAUCAAGCAACCAGAACAAGACAGACCCUCUUAUGGUUCCUCUGUCCAUUCCUGGACAAAAACUGAGCCGGUGCAGCCAACCAGCCAGGAGGAGGUUUGGUAUCGCCCCACUGCUGGUCUCUAUGACUCCAUGAACUCUUCUAUGUCUGCUCAGUCCCACUUGCCGAUGUCCGCCAGCAGCCUUUCUCUACCACAGUUUAACCAGCAACAUCCACAUUCCCACUAUGACCGCCAGCAGUCCUGGCCAACAUACCCAGUGUCUGACACGUCUGCGCCCGACAUCCCUCCUGGACGUCUCCUGACCCCUUCCAAGAGCUGCUCAUCACAAGAUCCAGGAUCUCUUUACAUUCACAACGCCAGCGGGAUCCAGAUUGGGAGCAACAACACAAUGAGCAUCAGAGGUUACGAGUCUUCAAGUAGUUUAUCUCUACCCUGUGUCGCCUCAACUUACAAUCCCAUCAAAGAAAGAAUUCUGAAAUAUGAGGACUACGCCGUGACCGAGGAGCAUCUAGAUCUGCUGAGGGACAACAUCGGAGCCAAAUGGAAGCGUUGUGCACGGAAACUGGGUCUGUCCAGUGUGGAAAUAGAGACCAUUGAGCAUGACUGUUACCGCGAUGGCCUGCCAGAGAUGGUGCACCAGAUGCUGGAUCGUUGGAAAAUGAAGGCGGGAAGCAUUGGCUGCACAAUUGGGAAGCUUUGUCGGGCUCUGGAAGGAAACAUAAAGGUAGAUGUCAUCCAGAAAAUAUUGGACACCUGUGGUUCUUCCUCCUAGAUCUGAUGAACUUUCUCCCUCAUUCUCUCUAAAUGACUCUCUGCACGUGGUGGUGACCCUUUCUGAACUGUCUGUAAUAUUUAGAGACUCACUUUCAACCAAAAACAAAAAGUUUGAGUUUGCAUAAUUUUGUUUUUUGUGUGCCACUGUUUUGAAAAAUCAUCUCUAUCAUCCCCGCGUAUAGUACAGGUGAGUGGAAUUUUGUUUGUGUUGCUCAGAGCAUUGCUCGACCUAACUAUAUCUUUUUUUGGGGGUGGUGGGACUUUUAGCCUAUAAUGGACAGAACUGUAGAGGCGUAAAAGGGGGAGAGGGGGUGGAUGACAAGCAGCAAAGGGCCAAGGCUGGAAUCGAACCCAUGGCUGCUGCAGCGAAGACUUAGCCUCUGUAAACGCGGCGCCAGCUUUACCAUUUGAGCUACUGGGCGUCCAAACCCAACUGUAUCUUUUCAGUUAAAAAAAAAAAGAUCCUAGUUACUCGUGAUUAUCACAUAGCUCUCUGUCAACUGUUUUCAUGGGGAAAAUGUCUGUGGUCUCCUACUGAACCCUGCCUGUAACUUUUGGUUUUUUUGGUAAUAUUUUGGUAAAAUGAUCAUUUGGACUUGACUUAUAUUGUGUCAGUUUAAAAGUGCAUUUUCAAAUGACUUUUUCUAUAAAAACGCAUCGUUAUGAGCGGCAAAGACGAACAAGAGCAGGGGUUCAUGUUCUUCUAAAGGAAUUUUAAAAUCAUUGUUUAUUUUGUAAUUUACUCUAAAGUAAUAAUGGUCUAAAUGAUUCGUCUUUCUUAUUCAUGUGCCAGAUGAUAUGUUGUAGCUGGCAGAUUUGUGGACUCAAGUCAAAUGACUCAGACUCAGGUCAGACUUGAGUCACAAAUUUGAUGACUUUAGGCUCCACUUGACAAAAUCAAAGAAGACUUGCAACUUGACUUGGUCUUUACCACUAAUUACUCUAAAAUGACAGACAAACUUUAAACAAACUUGUUUUACCAAACAAAUACAUUUUAAAAGAUAAAAGAUUUUUGUAAAAAUAUAUGAAGUGAAGAGCGCAUUAUUACUCAGAGUUUAGGAUUAGAACUUGACCUGCAAGGUUUCCACAGUCUAGAAAAGUUGUGAAAUUUCACAAUCACAUUUUCCAGGCCUGAAAUUUUGUCUGGAAAAAUGCAUGGGAACCCUGGACCAGGACUUGCCUUCCUUGACUUGGGAUUUGACGUGGGACUUGUCAAUCUUGACUCUGGACUUGGGUUUUUACUUGGGACUUGAGUGCAAAUACUUGAAACUUAAUUAUGCCUUUGCAAAAUAAUGAUUUGGUCCUAAACUAUUACUACAAUUAUUGUAGCUUUAAUUGAAUAAUGAAGUCAUAUUCAGAGACAAACAGUGCGGUAAACUUUAAUCCAGCCCAGCACAAACAUACUGACUCCAAUCACAGAACAGAUAAUGAUUCUGUCAGCUGAAUUCAGAGGCUGAAAAGCAUAGACACAAGGACAGAAACUUUAGUGUAGUAUUCCAGUAAUACAUGUGUAUAAAUGUUGUCAUCGGUGUGUCCAGUAGGGAGCAGUAGACAGUAUAACGAGUAAAUUCUCUCAUUAAUUCUCAGACCUGCUGUAGCAUAUGUGCUCCCAGAUAGAGUAAAUGUGCAUGAAUUACUGAUGAACUACUUGUUUAUGUGUUAAUCGUGUGGAUUUCCAGUAUUUAUAAUGAUAAAAUCAAUCAGAUUAUCUUCAAACUGACAAGCUGCUGUGCUGUACUGUAUCGAGCAUUUUGGAUUACAUUAUACUUUUCUUGCUAUCCAAAGGUUAGAUGGUCUUGGAGAUGUGUUUUUGUGUUUUAUAACAAAACUUUGUGGGUUUUACUGUCGCGAUGUAGAUCUCACUACACAAAAGCAGAGUAUUGUGCAAGCCUAUUUUCAAGACAUUUCUACAUUUUGAAUAAACUGUGUACAUAUGUUUUUAAAA
Plectropomus leopardus (leopard coralgrouper) is the source of this 4048-nucleotide messenger RNA. It is a transcript of the gene ripk1l, whose product is annotated as receptor (TNFRSF)-interacting serine-threonine kinase 1, like. Gene Ontology annotation, biological process: protein phosphorylation; signal transduction. Gene Ontology annotation, molecular function: ATP binding; JUN kinase kinase kinase activity; protein binding. The record is from RefSeq and is a predicted model, not a curated record. Lineage: Eukaryota; Metazoa; Chordata; Actinopteri; Perciformes; Serranidae.